This is a messenger RNA of Paramecium octaurelia, 348 nucleotides long. The record is from the annotation of a GenBank genome assembly. NCBI's taxonomy places the organism in Eukaryota, Ciliophora, Oligohymenophorea, Peniculida, Parameciidae.
UAUGAAUCAAUAGUCGAGAUUGGCAGGGGAUUUUAUCAAUCAAAGAACCAAUUUAUUGGCUUAAAAACUGAGAGAAUCAGGAGAGGAUUCAAGGUAAUAAAAAAUAAUGUAGAAUUAGAUUGGAAGAAUAUUUGAGAUAAAAACUAAUUGAAUGCAGAUGGAGAGAUGAUCUGAAAGAUUACUGUAAGGAAGUCAUAAGAUAAAAAGGACUUGAAAAAAUAACUAUUGAAGAAUUGACAGAUAUGUUAUAUGUUAGAGGAUAAGCAACUAUUCCAAAUAAAGUGAAGGAAGACUUAUUAUCACGACUGAGACAAUUCUUUGAUGAGAAUCAAAUAUGAUAUGUAAACU